Molecule: messenger RNA, 3245 nt
Organism: Cladophialophora immunda
Lineage: Eukaryota; Fungi; Ascomycota; Eurotiomycetes; Chaetothyriales; Herpotrichiellaceae
Exons: 4
Coding region: 670-2847 (725 amino acids)
Biological process (GO): protein folding
Cellular component (GO): nucleus; cytosol
Molecular function (GO): ATP-dependent protein folding chaperone; ATP binding
Source: RefSeq, a predicted model, not a curated record
CGAGCAUCCUCAUCUUUUUUCCCACCUCACACCACCGAAAAUCGGAUCGAGAGGAACUAGCUGACAGACUUCUGGGCUUUUGGAUUUGUGACAGACGCCUUAUUCAUCGCUCUGGUUGUUGCAUCGCCUCGUGGGUACCAACAAAUUGCUGCCCAGCGGAUGUCGUGUCUGAGGAUGAUUUGAAGGGGCCGAGUGGUUGGGAGACGAGGAUAAGGCGUGCCUGGUGAACAGCUUCAGCAAAUGUUGGCUGGUGGCUGCGGUGGUGCGGUGAUGUGGUGGCUGUCUGCGGGCGGCGGGUGGAGAGUGACGUCCAGGGCUUGGCUGCGAAAAGACGACGAUCGAAACUGCGCGAAGCUACUGGCCCGCCGUUGGCUGGAGGCUGUGGGCUGCUGUUGGCUGCUGUUGCCCUGCGAAAGGUCCCUUGGGGGUGAAAUUUUUGGUCUGAUUUGUAUCUCUCCUCCACGGUCAUUGCUGUCGCGGUCUUCUGCCUGCGCUGAAUCUUUGGUUGAAAGACUUAGACUCAUCACCAUCCCUCUUGUUUGCUACGUCCACACCCGUUUCGUCUUCACCAUUUCACUUCCUCCUUCAAAAUUCCCUAUCACACCACCGCAACACAACCAACCCCGCGAGAUACUUUUUUUUCCGGCUUGACUUGGAGCGCCAUUGACAAUGAGCGUCGUCGGCGUUGACUUUGGUGCCCAGAGCACCAAGAUUGGUGUCGCGCGCAACAAGGGUAUCGACAUUAUCACAAAUGAGACGUCGAACCGAUCUACACCAUCCUUGGUUGGCUUUGGACCGAAAAGCCGAUACCUGGGUGAAGCCGCAAAGACCCAGGAGAUCUCGAACCUCAAGAACACCAUCUCCUCGCUGAAACGCCUCGCCGGCCGAACCAUAAAUGACCCCGAAAUCGCCAUCGAGCAGCAGUACAUUACUGCACCUCUGGUGGACGUCAAUGGCCAGGUGGGCGCCGAAGUCACAUACCGCGGGGAGAAGCAAAAGUUUACCGCCGUCCAAUUGAUUGCCAUGUAUCUGGGGAAGAUCAGGGACACGGCCAGCAAGGAACUGAAACUCCCCGUCUCGGACGUGGUCAUCAGCUGCCCGCCCUGGUUCACGGACGCCCAGCGAAGAGCAAUGCUCGAUGCCGCCGAGAUUGCCAACCUGAAACUCCUGCGGCUCAUCAAUGACAACACGGCCAUCGCCCUGGGCUACGGCAUCACAAAAUCCGAUCUUCCCGACGCUGAGGCUAAGCCACGUCGGGUGUGCUUUGUGGACAUUGGGUACAGCGACUACACCUGCUCCAUUGUCGAAUUCCGCAAGGGUGAAUUGGCCGUAAAGGCCACCACCUUUGACCGGCAUUUCGGUGGACGCAAUAUCGACAAGGCUCUCGUCGACCAUUUCGCCGCGGAAUUCAAAGAGAAGUUCAAGCUCGACAUCACCACCAAUCCAAAGGCCAUAACCCGUGUCGCCGCGGCUGCCGAAAAGCUGAAAAAGAUCCUUUCCGCCAAUGCCUCGGCUCCGCUCAGCAUUGAGUCUUUGAUGGAUGACAAGGAUGUCCGAGCCAUGCUGAAGCGUGACGAAUUGGAGGAGCUGAUCAAGCCUCUUCUCGAUCGAGUCACCGGUCCGCUUGAACAAGCCCUCGCCGAAGCCAAAGUGAAGAUUGAAGACAUCGACGCCAUUGAGAUGGUGGGCGGGUGCACUCGCGUGCCAGCCAUCAAGGACCGAAUCAGCAAGUUCUUUGGCAAGACUCUCUCGUUCACCCUCAACCAGGACGAAGCUGUCGCUCGGGGUUGCGCAUUCAGCUGCGCUAUUCUCUCUCCGGUUUUCCGAGUUCGAGAUUUCUCGGUCCACGACAUCGUCACCUAUCCAAUCGAGUUUACCUGGGAGCAAUCACCCGAUAUUCCCGACGAGGAUACCAGCUUGACCGUCUUUAACAAGGGCAACGUCAUGCCCUCCACCAAGAUCCUCACCUUCUACCGGAAACAGCCCUUCGACCUCGAGGCACGGUACGCCAAGCCGGAUCUGCUCCCCGGCAAGAUCAACCCCUGGAUUGGACGCUUCUCAGUCAAGGGAGUCAAGGCCGACGAAAAGGACGAUUUCAUGGUUUGCAAACUCAAGGCGCGGCUGAAUCUGCACGGCAUCCUGAACCUCGAGAGCGGCUACUACGUGGAGGAUGUUGAAGUGGAGGAGCCGGAGCAAGAAGCGAAGAAAGACGGCGACGCCAUGGAGACGGACCAACCUAACGGCUCCGCCGAACCCGCCAAGCCCAAGAUGCGCAAGGUCAAGAAGCAAGUGCGCAAAGGCGAGCUGCAGCUGGUUUCCGGCACUUCGUCGAUGGACGAGGCCGCCAAGACCCAGAUGGGCGAGCUGGAAAAUGCCAUGUACAUGGAAGACAAGCUCGUGACCGACACCGAAGACAAGAAGAACGAGCUUGAGGCGUUCAUCUAUGAGCUCCGGGGCAAGAUCGAAGAACAAUACGCAGACUACGCCAGCCAGGAAGAGAAGGACAAGAUCCGAGACAAGCUGGAGAAGUCUGAGGAUUGGCUGUACGAUGAAGGCUACGACGCCACGAAGGCACAGUACGUGGCUAAGAUGGACGAGAUCCGAUUCGUUGCGGGUCCGGUGAUCCAGCGAUACCAGGACAAGCUCGAAGAGGAGCGACAAGCCCUGCUCAAAGUGCAAGAAGAGGAAGCGGCUAAAAAGAGAGCAGAGGCCGAAGCCAAGAAGAAGGCGGAGGAGGAGGCCAAGAAAGGGGCGGACGGCCAGUCGUCCGAGGAGCCCAAAGAUACCGAGAUGAAGGAUGCCCCGGACGGCGAGGCCAUCAAGCCUGACAGCGUGGAGGAGAAGUAGAAUCUCGGAGCAAUUCUGACUUGGGCGGAUCAUGGCCUCGUCUUUGCACGCAACCUGGACUUGAGGUAAUCAUAGAUGGGUGCUCAUCCACGUCUCUCCGGGCACGGACAAACCGGCUUUUACGACGGGAUGGGUGGACGAAUGGAUGGACGUACGUGGAACGUGUCAUGCAUAGCGAAUGGAAAAAACGAUCGUCUUUCGGGCGUUGGGGGUGGAAAGAAUGUCUCAGGGCGAGUUCAAUACUAGAUAGCGUGUCAACUGGAGAUGCUUCUCGUUUUGCCAGAUGUCUUGUUGGUUUUGUGGGGAUGGGGAUGAGGAAGGGGUUUUCUCCAGCCUAGAAUGAAACACGGACGAUAGAUCAAUCACCAAUGAGAUACAUAUUGAAGAUCGAAAGAACA